GCAGGGCGGCGGGCGGGCAGCGCCGGAACGCGGCUGCGGCGGCCGCGGGGCCCGGGCGAGCAUGUAGCGGUCGCGGGGGCGCGGGGCUCCCUGGGCGGGCCGGGCCGCGGGGACCGCUCGCGGCGACAUGGAGGAGGAGGGCAAGAAGGGCAAGAAGCCUGGCCUCGUGUCGCCGUUCAAGCGGGUCUUCCUCAAAGGAGAGAAGAGCCGGGACAAGAAGGCCCACGAGAAGGCGGCGGAGCGGCGGCCCCUGCACACGGUGGUGCUGUCGCCGCCUGAGCGCGUGGAGCCCGACCGGCUGCUGAGCGACUACAUCGAGAAGGAGGUGAAGUACUUAGGUCAGUUAACGUCCAUCCCCGGGUACCUGAAUCCGUCCAGUCGGACUGAGAUCCUGCACUUCAUAGACAACGCCAAGAGAGCCCACCAGCUGCCCGGACACCUGACGCAGGAGCACGACGCGGUCAUCAGCCUGUCGGCCUACAACGUCAAGCUGGCCUGGCGGGACGGCGAGGACACCAUCCUCCGGGUGCCCAUCCACGACAUCGCCGCCGUGUCCUACGUGCGGGACGACGCCUCGCACUUGGUGGUCCUGAAGACAGCCCAGGACCCCGGCAUCUCCCCCAGCCAGAGUCUGUGUGCGGAAAGUUCCAGAGGCCUCGCCACAGGCUCCCUGUCCGAGAGUGGAGUGGGGCCUGUGGAGGCCUGCUGCCUGGUGAUCCUGGCCACGGAGAGCAAGGUGGCGGCGGAGGAGCUGUGCUCGCUGCUCGGGCAGGUCUUCCAGAUCGUGUAUACCGAGUCCACCAUCGACUUCCUGGACAGAGCCAUCUUCGACGGGGCCUCCACCCCCACGCACCACCUGUCCCUGCACAGCGAUGACUCUUCCACCAAAGUGGACCUGAAGGAGCCCUACGAGGCGGACGCCGGCAGCUUCUCCUUCCCCGAGUGUGUGCCCACCGCGCCCCACGCCAAGACGGCCAGCGAGAGUGAGCUGAGCGCCACGGCCGCCGAGCUGCUGCAGGACUACAUGCUCACGCUGCGCACCAAGCUGUCCUCGCAGGAGAUCCAGCAGUUCGCGGCGCUGCUGCACGAGUACCGCGACGGGGCCUCCGUGCACGAGUUCUGCAUCAACCUGCGGCGGCUCUAUGGGGACAGCCGCAAGUUCCUGCUGCUGGGUCUGCGGCCCUUCAUCCCCGAGAAGGACAGCCAGCACUUUGAGAACUUCCUGGAGACCAUCGGGGUGAAGGACGGCCGCGGCAUCAUCACCGACAGCUUUGGGCGGUACCGGCGGGCCGUCAGCUCCGCCUCUACCUCCACCUCCAACGGGAACAGAGUGGCCGGCAGCUCCGACGACCAGUCUGUGCCCUCGGAGGGGGACGAGUGGGACCGCAUGAUCUCGGACAUCAGCAACGACAUCGAGGCGCUGGGCUGCAGCCUGGACCCUGACUCGGCCUAACGCCCGGCCGAGGCCGCCUCCCCGCCCAGGGCCGGCCUGGGUGCGGGCCUCUACUGUGAAGGAGACGGGCAGAGGCUGCUGGGCACCCGCCCGUGGAGCCCGGACAGCAGUGGUUUUGCACAUGACGUUCCUAUCGAAACUCAGAGACCUUAAAGAAAUUGCUGCAAUGUGAAUACUUUA
Messenger RNA from Myotis myotis, 1633 nucleotides. It is a transcript of the gene CCM2, whose product is annotated as CCM2 scaffold protein. The transcript is spliced from 10 exons. Gene Ontology annotation, biological process: vasculogenesis; heart development. The record is from RefSeq and is a predicted model, not a curated record. The coding region runs from base 128 to 1453 and encodes 441 amino acids. Lineage: Eukaryota; Metazoa; Chordata; Mammalia; Chiroptera; Vespertilionidae.